Molecule: messenger RNA, 1560 nt
Organism: Peronospora matthiolae
Lineage: Eukaryota; Oomycota; Peronosporomycetes; Peronosporales; Peronosporaceae
Source: the annotation of a GenBank genome assembly
AUGCCGCUCCACAUGCCGUACCACUCCACGAUGGACAAGGAGAUCACGAAAGCCGCGAGCAUCCUGGACUCGUGCUUCCGCUCGACCGUCAGCGCCGACGCGGCCAUCCCUGCCGAGCUCAUCCAGACCGCAGCAGGUCUCGCCUUCCUCACGGUCGUGAAAGCCGGAAUGAUCUGGACAGGCAAAAUGGGUACAGGGCUGGUCAUCGCUCGGCUGGAAGACGGGUCGUGGUCGCCGCCUUCUGGCAUUGGCACAGCUGGCAUGGGCUUUGGCGCUGAGAUUGGCGGAGAGAUCAUUGACUUUCUCAUUAUAUUGGGCUCGCCUCGAGCAGUCAAGACGUUUAAACGAGGCACGCAAGUCUCGGUGGGUGCGGGACUGGAUCUGGCCAUUGGACCUGUUGGACGAACUGCUGGAGCUAGUGUCAAUGCUGGAGGAGGCGGGGUCAGUGGCAACUACACGUACAGUCACGCCAAAGGCGCGUUUGCUGGCGUGGGACUGCACGGCUCGACGUUUAUGGUCCGGGGAGAGAUGAACAGUCAGUUCUAUGGCCGCAAGGUCACACCUAAUGAGAUUCUAAGUGGCCAAGCGGCGCCUCCGCCGGGAUCCUGUGACGUCCUCUACGAUGCCAUUCGAAGGGCGAGCCAGCAGCAAGGACUGGGUGGACGUCGUCCUUCCACGUUUCUUGGCUCGAACGAUGCUGGGUACGCAAACAGCUACCGUGGCAGCAAUGGGAUGCCAGAUGCUGCUGAUCAUGCUGCUGCAGCCCGUGCAUCAUUGACGGCGGGCAGUUCUUCCAGUUUUCGAGGCUCGAGCUAUACUAGCGGUAGUAACAGCUACCAUGCUCACAAUGAGACGCCAGGUGCUGCCGAUCACGCUGCUGCUGCACGUGCAUCGUACGAAGCGAGUGGCCCGUCUCCGCGUUUGAGCUCAAAUCGUGAGUCGCAGAUGGCAGCGUCGUCGACGUCGAGGCCCCUCCCAGUAGCAAGCGCCGUGCAACCGGACCCGAACGACCCGCGGCUGAAACGAUACAGCACGUACAAAACAGAACGGGAACUGUACGCGCAGUUUGAGCAGCAGAGGCGUGGAAUCCCUGCUUCCGUGCCGACUGAGUCGACACAUUCACAUCCGACCGAUCCGUCACUGAAGUAUAAGUCGUACCCGGCCCCGGCGCCCAAUACGACCUAUACAGCACCUCCACAGGCAGAAGCCAUGUAUAAUUCGUUCGUGAAGCCAUCCGUUCCCAAGGCGCCGCAGCAGCCUGUGCCACCCCUUCCACCGCCUGCAAAGGGCGCUGAGAUGAAGCAGGUGUAUGCGGAGGUCAUUAAUUUCGUGCAGACCAAGUGCCCGUACGCAGACCUGCAGCUGUUCAAGGAUAAUUGCCGACUCUUCGGGCAGGACACAAUGUCGCUUGCUGCAUACUUCAGCUACUUGCUAUCAAUUUGCUCACAUUCACUGCUCAAGGAGCUCGUGCCUCAGCUGGUACGUCUACUUCCCACGCAAGAGAAGCGCGAACACGUUUGGACGUUGUAUGUGCGCGAAGUGCUGCUGAUCAAUAUCUGA